UAGAAAAAAAAACUUGACAGUUCAGACAGAUAAGAAUUUUGACAUAACCUCUCAUGCUAGUUUUUGCUAGAAAAAUUAACAGAAAAUUGAACGUUUCGUGGCACAAAUGGCAUCAAUAACAGCGUAUUCAGUGGGCCGACUGGCAAAAUACGUGACAGAGUCGACAUUCCGGAAUUUACGCUCGAAUGUGUACAGGAGUACCACCCGCGGGUACAGCACAGAGGAGAAUACCAAAGAGGAGAGCAGUGAGAAGCUGCCCACCACCAUAGAAGAAUGCCAUAAGCAGCUGGAAACCCUCACCGGAGAGCUCAAUGCUAUUAAGGCACAAGCCAAAGACUAUGAGGACAAGUACAAGCGCGCCCUCGCGGAGGGCGAGAAUGUGCGCCGGCGCAUGGUCAAACAGGUUGAAGACGCCAAGUCCUUCGCCAUACAGAGCUUCUGCAAGGAUCUGCUUGAUGUAGCUGACACAUUGUCGGUGGCAGCAGAGAGCGUGCCAGAGAGCGCGCUGGGCGAGGGCGGCGCUGAAGGCGCGGCGGCCGCGUUACGCUCGCUGCACGACGGCGUGCGGCUCACGCGGGCCAUGCUCACACAGGUAUUCACUCGGCACGGACUGGUGGCCGUGUCUCCUUUGAGAGAGAAAUUCGACCCCAACCUCCACGAGGCGCUUUUCCAACAGGAAGUGGAAGGAGCGGAGCCCGGCACGGUGGUCGCCGUCUCCAAAGUGGGCUACAAGCUGCACGAGCGCUGCGUGCGGCCCGCCCUCGUCGGCGUGGCUAAAGGCUCCUCCUAGUGCACCGAGUAUUCGAACGUGACACCUUACACAAAAUAUCACGGUCAUACACGGAUUUAGCUAGUGAUCCAAAAAACUCGAGCCCUUUAGCUCUUUUUUUAGGGCUCGCCUCAUGACGCCUAAAAGGCUAAAAGCCUAUUUCAAUUUAAUUAGUAAAAUAGGCUUUUAAAUAUAAGUAAAAUAGCCCAAAAAAAGAGCUAAAGGGCUCGAAUCUUUUGGAUCACUAGAUUUAGCUUUUAAACUUGUCUUUUCUGUUCCCAAAAUCUAAGAUCACUAACCAAUCUGUCUGGUUUUGAACUUUUACACUUGGAUUGGUCAGAUUUACCAAUCAAUCUGUCAUUUUUAUUUUAGUAUCUGUUGAAUAAAACCGUUUAAACCCUUUACCAGGCUGACAUUUCAAAAAUGUCAAUCGAAUGUCUUACUCAUCGAAAAUAGAACGCAUGUUUGAAGUGCCGUAUGUGGGAAAUAUAUAUCCCUUAGCCUGGUAAAGGGUUAACUUUUGAGAACAGAAGAGGCAACUUUUUUCAACGAAGCUGUGACCCACCACCGUUGGUUAAUGUUAGUUCGGUUCUGAUCUGACAUUUGAUUGACAUUGCUAAUUUGAAACCAAAUUGCAUUUACGUACUUACCUGAAAUGCACUUUUUUAUUAACUACCUUUAAAAAAAAACUUUACUCACAAGUUGCAAACGAGUGUCGACGUUAUACUACAAUUAAAGCAAACUACAGAUGUACUGCAUAAUUGGGUUGGCCGGUGGAAGUUUUUAGCAGAUGGCGCCAUCAUAGCUUGCCCCGUCAAUCCCUAGAAUUAUGUCAAAUUUUUGUUUUUUAUGGUUCCGUACCCAAAGGGUAAAACGGGACCCUAUUACUAAGACUUCGCUGUCCGUCCGUCCGUCCGUCCGUCCGUCCGUCCGUCCGUCCGUCCGUCUGGCACCAGGCUGUAUCUCACGAACCGUGAUAGCUAGACAGUUGAAAUUUUCACAGAUGAUGUAUUUCUGUUGCCGCUAUAACAACAAAUACUAAAAACAGAAUAAAAUAAAGAUUUAAAUGGGGCUCCCAUACAACAAACGUGAUUUUUGACCAAAGUUAAGCAACGUCGGGAGGGGUCAGUACUUGGAUGGGUGACCGUUUUCUUUUUGCUUUUUUUUUUUGCAUUAUGGAACGGAACCCUUCGUGCGCGAGUCCGACUCGCACUUGCCCGGUUUUUUAAUACCCUGGAUGCCAGCUCUUUAAGCCAAAUCUCAUAAAAAAAAGGGGCAAGCUAUGAUGGCGCCAUGUAUGCAAACCUUUGACAGUUGCCAACCCCAUUGUUUUCCAUUGUAUUUUCACGGAAACUUACAACGUGUCUUGCUAUUUCAGCCAGUCUCCGUACAAAAAAUACUAACAUUGACUGAACUAGCACGGACAAAUACGAACGUUUCCGAGAAAAUACGAUGGAAAUCAAGUAUGCUCUACAUCUGUACAAUUUUUAUACCUACAGAAUUUUACCAUAUACACAAUUAUCAGACAUACGCCAACAUCAUUUGUGUUAUGUAAGUAAAUUCAAUUGCACUUUAAGCUUGUGAGUAAAAUUUCUGUAUGAUUGGACUCUGGACAUUAUAAGAGAAGGGAUAUGUAUUAAAUUUACUUUGACACCUGUAGGCCUGCUUUGCUGAGACAGUUGGCUCUAGGCCGAGUUUAGAGCAAUUAUUUCAUGCAACCGAUGAUGCCAAAAAUGCGGGAGUGCGCGGGACGAGGUGAGCGAAGUCCCGUGCCGUGAUUGGUCCGUUCAAAGACACGGGCGUCACACAAAGACACUUUCGACUCGAACAUGGAGUAAAAUUACGGUAUGCUUUGUCUGUGGUGAGAAUUAACGGUAUCGUGGACCGUAAGGAAACCGUUGAAAGUGUGGUAACUUAUCAAAAUAAUAACCUAAGUUGAAAUAUUUUCUUCCUCACUCAAGUGUGCUGAAAAACAUGAAACGCAGUGCGUUGGUCAUUACACACAUCGGCUUUCUAAUAGCGUACAAUAUUGCCCCGUGUGCAGUGACCAACGUAUCACAAUCAUAGUCUAAUAAAACGUGGUCUCUUCCCAGAGUGACACAAGCCUACGUCACAAUAACAUGGCCGCUAUAUAUGGCGCUAUCGCAUAUUAUCAUAUAGCGCUGUCACAUGAUGACGUAGGCUUGUGUCAGUCAGGUGAACUAGAAAAAUCGGGAAGAGAGUACCAGGCGGAGUAUAUUAUUAUACCAUGAUCACAAUGUACAGCAGGCAGGCAGGCGUGGCUCACUCCGCGAUUUCGUCGGUUUGCAACAGGUUAAAAGUACAUCCGUUCCACACCAAUUUUGGUGGCUAGCCAUAAGCCGCGCGUGGUGCUGUCGCCACCUAGCGGCCAUAUCUGUCCUGAUCGUAAUAGAAGCGUUUUGUUAGAGAGUGAGUCUUCUGUACCUACUAUUAUUUAUUCUGUGCUAUUGGGCAAUAAUAAAUGAAAGUUUUUGAGCAUCGAAAUCCCUUUGUUUAGACUAGCAAUGAAUUUGUAUAAUAUUUUUGUUAUGAUUAGGCAUAGAUUUAGAAUUCCAUGAUGUAUGUCUGAGGUGGUAGUUGUUGUUAAAGUAAAUGGAUUAUAUUGUUA
Messenger RNA from Cydia fagiglandana, 3398 nucleotides. It is a transcript of the gene Roe1, whose product is annotated as grpE protein homolog, mitochondrial. NCBI's taxonomy places the organism in Eukaryota, Metazoa, Arthropoda, Insecta, Lepidoptera, Tortricidae. Gene Ontology annotation, molecular function: protein homodimerization activity; protein-folding chaperone binding; adenyl-nucleotide exchange factor activity. Gene Ontology annotation, biological process: protein folding; protein import into mitochondrial matrix. The transcript has 7 exons. Bases 107 to 790 code for a protein of 227 amino acids. The record is from RefSeq and is a predicted model, not a curated record. Gene Ontology annotation, cellular component: PAM complex, Tim23 associated import motor.